AUGGCAAUGAAAGUUCAUCUAGAAUUGGCAGACAACAUAAUAUUUGUGGAUUCACCUGUUGGUGCGGGAUUCUCUUAUGCAACAAAUCCAAAAGGUUACUACUCUGAUGAUUUUUUGUCAUCAAGACAUGUACAUCAAUUUUUGAGAAAGUGGCUAGUGGAUCAUGAUGGAUUCAUUAGUAAUUCGCUUUAUGUUUCCGGUGAAUCCUAUUGCGGCAUGACUGUCCCAAUUAUUGUUCAAGAGAUUUUAAAUGGAUAUUGUUUCUUUGAGGCCAAGAAUCUUGAUCCAGUGUAUACUAACCAUAUCUUACAACCUCGUUGCAUUUCCAAUCAAACGUGUCAGUCAAGCAUGUACCAGCUCUUAAGCUAUUGGGCUGAUGACAUACAAGUUCGAGCAGCGCUUCACAUUCAAAAGGGUACUAAAGGUCCCUGGGUCAGAUGUAAUUAUACUACAGCAUAUACAAAAAAUGUUGGCAGCACCGUUGAUUACCAUCAAAAUUUUACUCAUGAACACAUUCGUGCCCUAAUCUUCAGUGGUGACCAAGACAUGAUUGUACCAUAUGUGUCAACUUUGAAAUGGAUUGAGAUGCUAAAUGUCCCAAUUACUGAAGCUUGGAGGCCAUGGAUUUUCAAUGGUCAAGUUGCUGGGUAUACAACAAAGUAUUCAAAUGACAAUUAUAAUUUAACAUAUGCUACUGUAAAGGGAGCAGGGCAUACUUCUCCUGAGUAUAAGCGCCCAGAAUGCUUGGCGAUGGUCAAGAAAUGGUUUGCAAUGCAUCCUCUUUAGUAUGAAAGGGUACCCGGACAAUCUUGAGGCUUGUGCUAUAUGUCAAUUGUAUAGGAGGGGCAAGUAGUUUUCUCCAACGUGUGAGGUUCACUUCUUAAAAUAGUCUAUUGUAAAACAAAGACUACUAGGACAGGAUAAUUGGUUACAUUGUUGACCUUUUAGUUAACAUUCUUCUAUGUUCUAUGUGUAUGAUGCAUGAGAUCUUGAACACCAGAGACAGUGCUAAAUGUUAGACAUAGGUUGUCAUUCCUUGUAUAUGAGCAUUUACGUGUAGAGAAGGAGGGUGAGGGAUCCUUUUUUUUUUUUUUUUUGGCAAUUUGGAUGUGACUCACCGAGGCCUUAAGGGAUGUGAAAAGAAGAUAAAGUAGCAUUGUCCUUUGAAAGUUUUCCAAACUUUGAAAAGAUUAUGGUUCUUUGAGGAAAGAAAAUGGAUCCCUCUAAUCCUGAUACCUUUCAUUUGCUAUUUUAUAUCCAAAUAAGGCAAAAUGGACCUUACCCUCCUCCAUAGCUUCCUUUCUUAUUUCUGUAAUUCUUUCAUCCAAACACACUUUAGUGCCUUAAAAAAACCUGUUGAUACAAAGCACAUUAUUAUGUAGAAUUGUUGAGGUUUUCAAGUUAGUGUUUCUCUGAAAUAACCUAGCAGGUGGAUAUCUUUCAUAUAGGCUGUGUAGAUAAUAUCUGUUGCUCAAGAAAGGGUAAGAGACUGAGUAGCUUGAGAUUAGCAGAUGAGAUGAUUCGCUUUUGCUUCGUGUAUGCCACAGUUUUGAUUCUGUGAUUGUAUGCAGGAAUAACAACUCGGUUUCACGUUUGUCUUUGUUUUGUCUGAGAUUGCUAACAAGGACAUGGGUCAGCCAAAAAUGAUAGAAUUGCUCAUUCCAUAUUCCAAAUUUGCAUUUCCUGAACCGCAUAUUAUGUUUUAUAACCCUCCCAUGGAUUCUGUAACUCAAAUCUUAGUCAGCAAAAUGUGCAAAGCAAAGGUGAUAGGAGAAGAAACUUGCAUAAUGUAUAGAUUAAAAAAUAAAGCCUAAUUCAACUUCGAAGAGAAGCCAUAGAAGGCCCCUUCCCAAAAGAUAGAGCAUAUAGGAAGAAAUAGAGGGAUGACAGGAAAAGGGAGACCUAGAGAAUAUUUUAUCAAGCAGAAGAACUCAAGAACAGAAAGGAGCGCGGUAUAGUGAGCUGAAAAAUAUCUUACAUGGUACGGUGUUGGACCUCACUCGACAAUGCCUAGAGGAACAGAGCAAUACAUUCAUACAGAUAAAGGACUUAAAUUGGUGAGUAAUAUCUGCCUAAGUAGAGGAGAUGAGUCAUGUUCACUGGGUUCAAAAAGCACCCUCCUAAACAUACCUAAUUUGGCAGCUCAGUAGUAAUGUUUUAGUAAAUACUAUGAGAUUCUUGCACAAUUACAAUAUCAUUCUCAACAACUUGUCACCUAAAAAAUGAAAUAGGUGUUGAUGCAUACGACAAGUGAAAACCAUAACAGAUAAUGGAAAGAUCGACUGAAGAGGGAAUAAACUAUACUAAAAAGGAAUAAAAAAAAAAA
Chenopodium quinoa (quinoa) is the source of this 2326-nucleotide messenger RNA. RefSeq names its product serine carboxypeptidase-like 17. The record is from RefSeq and is a predicted model, not a curated record. The coding region runs from base 1 to 786 and encodes 261 amino acids. Lineage: Eukaryota; Viridiplantae; Streptophyta; Magnoliopsida; Caryophyllales; Amaranthaceae. Gene Ontology annotation, biological process: proteolysis; secondary metabolic process. The transcript has 9 exons. Gene Ontology annotation, molecular function: serine-type carboxypeptidase activity; acyltransferase activity, transferring groups other than amino-acyl groups.